Molecule: messenger RNA, 1353 nt
Organism: Rubroshorea leprosula
Lineage: Eukaryota; Viridiplantae; Streptophyta; Magnoliopsida; Malvales; Dipterocarpaceae
Source: the annotation of a GenBank genome assembly
AAGUGCUGCCCAGCAGAUUACAUUGCAUGCCUAUAAUUUCCAGCCAACGGAGGAAGGAGAAAACCAUGGGGAAAGGUAGCAGCGUCGAUGGUUUCAAAUUGGUUGGAUUUUCCAAGUUCGUCCGAACCAAUCCCAAAUCUGACAAAUUCAAAGUGAAGAAGUUCCACCAUGUGGAGUUCUGGUGCAGUGAUGCUACCAACACUGCCCGCCGCUUCUCUUGGGGGCUCGGUAUGCAGAUGGUGGCCAAAUCCGACCUCUCCACCGGAACAAUGACGCAUGCCUCGUAUCUCAUCUCAUCUGUAGAUCUCAACUUCCUCUUCACUGCACCCUCUUCGCCCACUAUUGCUGAAGCAGAGAAAUUUUCUCAUAAGAAAACUGCUUGCAUCCCCACCUUUGACCAUGCCGCUUGCCGGCUUUCACCGCCUCACAUGGCCUUAACGUCCGAGCACUCGCAAUUGAGGUCGACGACGCCGAGGUUGCCUUCGCCACCAGCAUUGCCCACAGCGCAAAGCCAUCUUCCUCCCCCACGGUGCUCGGCAAUCACUGAGGAGAAUUUGUCAUUCCCACUGGAUUACGGUAUCUGGCAGCUCGAUCAUGCCGUGGGGAACGUACUGGCAUUGGGUCCAGCAGUGUCCUAUUUGAUAGCUUUUACUGGGUUUCACGAGUUUGCUGAGUUCACUGCCGAAGAUGUUGGAACAAGCGAGAGUGGAGUCAACACGGUGGCGCUAGCCAACAACGAUGAGAUGGUCUUACUGUCCCUGAACGAGCCGGUCUUCGGGACCAAAGGAAGAGCACGGACUCUCAAAGAAAUGAGGAAGAGAAGUUGGGUUGGAGGUUUCGAGCUCAUGCAAUCACCACCGCCUACGUAUUACAAUAAUUUGAAGAAUAGACCUGGGGAUGUGUUGAAUGAUAAGCUGAUUAAGCAGUGUGAGGAAUUGGGAAUUUCGGUUGACAGGGAUGAUCAGGGGACUCUGCUUCAGAUUUUCACUAAGCCUGUGGGAGAUAGGAGUCUAGCACUCAAUGACAUUGUUGAAAUGGAAUGGUUCUCUAAUCAUGUUAAAGACUUGAAAAUGAACAAUUUGAAAUCUUGGCCAACUAUCUUUUUAGAGAUAAUUCAGAGAAUUGGGUGCAUGGUCAAGGAUGAGGAAGGAAAGGUGUACCAGAAGGGUGGAUGUGGAGGGUUUGGAAAAGGCAACUUUUCAGAGCUCUUCAAGUCCAUUGGGAAAUAUGAGAAGACGCUUGAAGCCAGGCGAACUGCAUAAACUGCCAACGCAUGAGAGAAUCAUUUGCUUUCUUGCUCUUCUGCCGUACAACAUACUUUAAUAAGGUACUCAAUGAAUCUGAGUUUGGUCU